Molecule: messenger RNA, 1146 nt
Organism: Microtus oregoni (creeping vole)
Lineage: Eukaryota; Metazoa; Chordata; Mammalia; Rodentia; Cricetidae
Product: transcription factor SPT20 homolog
Exons: 2
Coding region: 1-1146 (381 amino acids)
Biological process (GO): regulation of transcription by RNA polymerase II
Cellular component (GO): SAGA complex
Molecular function (GO): transcription coregulator activity
Source: RefSeq, a predicted model, not a curated record
AUGGACUGGAGUUUAGAGGAGGCUUGGAAGCGGACAGAUGAUAUUAUUGAGAGUGUUCAGCAGCAACCCCCUCCACUGAAACCCACGUCUUGUGGGGAAAAAUCUCUUCAGGAAAAACUGUAUGACAUUUAUGUGGAGGAGUGUGAAAAGGAGCCAGAAGCAGAGGGCCUUCGAAGCAAUGUCAACUUGCUAGAGAAGCUUAUGAAAAGAGAGCCAUUGCCAUGUUUAGUGGUCAGCCUGUACCCAGAAAACCAGGGCUAUUCUCUCAUGCUCAAGGAUAAAGAUGGAGUCCUUAUAGAGCCCUAUCCAGGGCCGUAUGUAGGACAGAAACUGCUUGAAUAUUUGGAUGCUGAAGAGUUACCUUCCUUUCUGAUUGAUAUUCUGGAAAAGUCUCCUGUGAAUGUUUUUCACAGUGGCUGUGUCAUAGCAGAAAUCCGAGACUACAGGCAGUGUGGUGACAUCUACCCUCCCGAGGAGCCUGCUGCAGAGGCUGCUGUGUCCUCUCCUGCUUGCCAAGUCCGGCAUAUUCUCUUACGUCCAACGAUGCAGUCUCUAGUAAGCGAUGUCGAGUCCAUGACAAGUGACAGCAGUCAGUGGACCCAGGAAGCAAAACUGGAGCUUGAGAGCCAACUGAUCUUAGCUACAGCAGAGCCACUGUGUCUGGAUCCUUCUGUUGCUGUCACCUGCACGGCCAACAAAUUGCUGUUUAAUGAGAAGAAGAUAAUGAUAGCCUCCAUGAAAAAAUCCUUCAUGGGUCAUGAUUGGUCCUGUCUAGACCUGGAGGAAGAAAAGCAUGCAUGUACAUCUCCUCCUGAUGUUGCAACAAUGAUCGCUUGCAGAAAACGAGCAGAGAUCAAACCAGGUGACCCAUACGAUCUGAAGAUCCCUGAAGCAGGAAAGUGUGUAGAUACAUGGAAGCAGAAACCCUGUGAACUGGUGGCCCCUUCAGAGGUGGAUGUGCAGAAAUACGCUAAAGGGAAGCAGUCUAGGCCCCAUGGCGAUGACUCAGAAUCCACAGCCUGGCCAGAUGACUCAGAAUCCACAGCCUGGCCAGAUGACUCAGAAUCCACAGCCUGGCCAGAUCCUGAGGGUCACCGACAGAGGGCAGAUGUGAUAGUCAGAUGCUUCUUCCCCAAGUUGCCCUAA